Zea mays is the source of this 1679-nucleotide messenger RNA. RefSeq lists its product as uncharacterized. Gene Ontology annotation, cellular component: preribosome, large subunit precursor. The coding region runs from base 215 to 1429 and encodes 404 amino acids. The record is from RefSeq and is marked validated. Gene Ontology annotation, biological process: ribosomal large subunit biogenesis. The transcript has 5 exons. NCBI's taxonomy places the organism in Eukaryota, Viridiplantae, Streptophyta, Magnoliopsida, Poales, Poaceae.
CAACGUCAGAACCAAACGCGGCCCCCUUGCCCUCUCCUACUUCUCCUCCCCCGCCCCGCCGCCAUUCCCCCCCCACUCUUCACCACCGCAGCGCCGCCGCGUACAAGGCGAUUAGGCGAAGCUGCACCGGAAGGAGAAGGAGAGAAGCGAGAGUCUCCCCAGCCAGAGCAAGCCGAAUCCGAAGCUAGCGGAGAGGAGAGAGGGCUGAGUGAGGAUGCCGACGGUUACCUGCAACGCGUGCAACGCGGGGUUCGACGACGAGGAGCAGCAGCGGCUUCACUACCGCUCUGAAUGGCACCGUUACAACCUCAAGCGCAAGGUGGCUGGAGUUCCUGGUGUCACAGAGGCUCUGUUUCUGGCUAGGCAAGCUGCUUUGGCGGAGGGGAGCAAGCCUGCUAGCACCCCAAUGCUUUACAGCUGUGCUCUUUGUGGAAAGGAGUACAGAAGCUCGAAAGCUCACGAGCAGCAUCUUAACUCGCGAUCACAUCUUUUGAAAGCCUCUCAGGAGCCCAAUGCCUCUAUUGCUGGUAUCACGAUAGUCAAGCCACUUCCUGAACGAGUCUCACGAAGAGCUCCAUCUGCAGUAGAGGAGGAUCAAGACGACGAUGAGGAAGAAGAGUGGGUUGAAGUUGACCCAAGUGAGAUGGAGUUGGCUGAUGAGUCUACUUCAAACAUGCAAGAAGAUGAGCACUCCUCAAAAUCAGAUGAUGACAUGGAUGACCUUGAAGAGUUGGAUAUCUCGUCGUGUUUCAUGUGUGACCUCAAGCAUGACACCAUAGAAGACUGCAUGGUCCAUAUGCAUAAGAAGCAUGGGUUUUUCAUACCUGACAGUGAAUACUUGAAGGAUCCCAGUGGUCUUCUUACUUAUGUUGGACUGAAGGUGAAGCGUGAUUUUAUCUGCCUCUACUGCAAUGACAGAUGCCAGUCCUUCUUCAGUCUAGAGGCUGUCAGGAAGCACAUGGAUGCAAAGGGGCAUUGCAAGUUGCGGUAUGGAGAUGGUGGAGAUGAUGAAGAUGCUGACCUCGAGGAAUUCUAUGAUUACAGCAGCAGUUAUGUUGAUUCAGAAGGCAAGCAGUUGAUUGCUGUUGAUGACUUGAACAACAACAUUGAGCUGGGAAUCGGUGGGUCUGAGCUAGUAAUAACAAACAAGAGCGAGAAAGGCACUCGGGUCAGAACCCUUGGCUCUAGGGAAUUUAUGCGCUACUAUCGCCAGAAACCACGGCCUUCUGUUGCACCAGACCGUGCGCUUGCACUUUCACUAGCUUCCAGCUACAAGAGCAUGGGUUUGGUGACAGUGCAGUCUAAGGAGCAGAUGGUGAGGCUGAAAGUUCUCCGUGCUAUGAACAGGACCGGGGUCGAGACUAUGCGGAACAAGAUCGGAAUGAAGAGCAAUGUGAUCCGGAACCUCCCUAAGAAUUGCCCGCACUAGACAACACUGCCUUCUCCUGCACCCUAUCUGGAGCUUCUCCUGGCAUUUAUAUGGUGUCUUAUGGUUUCUUGUCUGUCGCUGACAACGUUGGCGCUUAAGAUAUUUGGAAUAGGACUACACCUUCCAUAGUUUUUGUUGAACUCUGUGGUGCGGAAGCAGCUGUUGCCAUUAUGGCGGAAAUUGCUGACGCCUCAUUGAACAUGUUUAGUUUUUAUUUUGUUAAAAAAUUGGGCAAAAAAGUUUGAUGCUC